Messenger RNA from Trypanosoma cruzi, 1365 nucleotides. RefSeq lists its product as uncharacterized. The record is from RefSeq and is a predicted model, not a curated record. Bases 1 to 1365 code for a protein of 454 amino acids. NCBI's taxonomy places the organism in Eukaryota, Euglenozoa, Kinetoplastea, Trypanosomatida, Trypanosomatidae. The transcript has a single exon.
AUGAGACGGUGUUUUGCGACGCGGUUAACUUUUCAACGUCUGCUGUGUGGCGACAAGUUACCACUUAAAGAUGCUGCAGCUGUGCAGGAAACUGCAUCGGCCUUUCGCACGCGCUACCCCCUCGUACCGAUCCCUGUUCCCAUUGGGGCCGCGCUGAGUAGGAACUACGUCCUGCAGGGCGAACCGAAACGGGCCGUGGCGUUGCUGUCCGCUCAUCCAUCGGCAUUUGCCCUGGCGGAGGAAACCAAGCAGCUACUUUCUCAGGAUGCAAACGUGGAUGCGGAUACACUGCUGCGUCUUGUCGAUGCGGUCCGCCCCGUCUCAUCGGUGAUAUCGUGUGAUUUUCUCAGAGCCUUUGCGGGUCGCCUAUCGAGAGAGGGAAAAACGCAGGAGGUGAAGCAGCGGCUGAUGCGAGAUAUACGCGAGGUGCCCCAUCUUGCUGGCUCACUGCUUUGCCCCUUGACGGAAAUGAGUGACGCAGCGAGUUCAGAGGACAAAGUAAACGUCGCGGAGGCUCUGGACAUUGCCCUCAAGCGAUCGUUUGUUAGCCCAAAGGAUUAUGGUCACGUGUUGCUGCUACUUUCACGUGGUGGUGAGCAUCGGAAGGUGUUGGCUUUGUGGUCAUGGAUGCGGCACUCCUCUGCUCGAUGGGACAAAACGGCGGCCUCCGCGAUGAUCAUCUCAGCGUCGCUCUCCCGGAAAAUGAAUGCCGCCAUAGCCGCCAUUCAAACUUUGGCAGAGGCCAAUGAAGAUCCCACAAUUGAGGCACAGAAAUAUUUUAUACGUUACUUGGCAUCCCGUGUUCCUCCGCUGUCACGCUAUGCAGAUCAACUCGUGUCACACUGGUACACUGAAACACAGCUGUGGACAACAGAGGCGCGUGUAGUAGGGGUGGAGCUGCUUUUUGCACAUUAUCAUGGCAAGGACUACGAUCAAUUACGAGAUGGACUUAUUAGAGCAGGGAGGGAGGCGGUCACGGAGGAGGCAAAACAGGCAAUUCUUAGAGUGAAGGGAAUACCAUAUAUUAUGCGGCAUUUUGCUUACAAUAUUGCCGAGGAGCCAUGGCUGCAGGACUUUUAUAAUUCAGGGAUGCAAAUGAAAGAUCUUGGCGAGUACCCGCAGCUUUUGGGGUUGUUGGCAAGUCUUGCGCGUCAUACGGAAGCGGAGAAGAAGUUUGUGGAUUCCAUAAGAGAACUAAAAAUAACCGUGGAGGCCUUUGAAGAAAUGGCGACAUUUGUAGCAGAUGACAUCUGCUUUAAAAAUGCAGAAGACACGUUGCAUUUUAUUCACAGCAUGGCCGAGGCGCUGUCGCAGCAGGUGCCCAUGAAUCUGAGGAGCUGGCUGGAGCUCCUGGGACAAAAAUAA